AUGGCUUUGGAUCCGUCGAGCGCCUUCUCGGCCACCUCUGGGCUGGCAGACGACAAUGGCCUUCCGAUCUUCGAUGUGCAGCGUGUGCAAAUGCAAUUCUCCAUUGCGGCCAACUUUGUUGCUGCGCAAGUUGCCAACAACGUGCUUGUGCUUGCUCUCUCCAAUGGCCGCAUCCUCCGCAUUGACCUGAACCGUCCUGAAGACAUCGACGAUAUCGACCUUCCGAAACGUCCGUCCGAGAUCGGCGUCAUCGAGCGGCUCUUCCUCGACCCGACCGCCUCCCACCUUGUUAUCUGCACAUCGGCCGGCGAGUGCUACUACCUACACUCUCAAUCGCGCCAGCCGAAGCCUCUCGCGCGGCUGCGCGGCGUGCCUAUCCAGUCGAUUGCCUGGAACCCAUUGCUUCCCACGGCCUCAACCCGUGAGAUCCUCAUAGGUGCCGCCGACGGCAACAUCUACGAAUCGUUUUUGGAACCGUCCAACGACUUCUACCGCAAGGAAGACAAGUACAUCAAGAGCUUGGCGCGGCUACCAGAUGGUGCCAUUACUGGCCUCUGGGCCGAUGCCAUCCCAAGCCGCUCUGACCAGUUUCGGCGCGUGCUCGUAAGCACCUCCUCGAGGCUGUUGCACUGGGUCGGGAAGAUUGGCCGGGCGCAGGACGGCGGCGGCUCGGUGUACACAAAGCUUUUUGAAGCUGAGCAGCCGGUUAUUCAUGACCUUGCUUCCACUUCUUCCGGUGGGGUAGCUUCCACGGCCUCAACAACAGCAUCUUCCUCCUCAGCACCUGGAUCCUCUUUGUCGACAUCUACCACCUCCCUCGUCGUGUCGCCAGACCCAGAAACAGGCAGGCCCUAUGAGGCAGUAAGCCCUGAUCGGGCAUUCGCCUGGCUAUCGUCGCAUGGCGUUUACCACGGCAAGCUGCUCGUUGCUCCACCGAAACCCGAGCUCGGGACAAACGUAUUUGCCGAAUCGAAGCUGAUCCCGCGAUCCCAGCUGGUCGCUGGUUCCGAUGCAUCGAGCGCCGGCAGACGGCGAGUCACCAACGACCCGGUCGACACAAUUGCUCUGACGCAAUGGCAUGUGAUCAGCCUUGUGGCGGGUCGCAUUGUUGCUGCAAACCGCCUGACGGGCUCUGUGGUGUACGAUCAGGUGAUCCUUGACCCGGGCCAAAAGGCCAUUUCUCUGAGCGUAGACCUGCAAAAGAGUACUUUCUGGUUGUUCACGGCCAAGGAGAUCUUCGAGAUCGUUGUCCGCGAUGAGGAUCGCGAUAUCUGGAAAAUCAUGCUACAACUGCAACAGUUUGAUGCGGCGAUGCAAUAUGCACACAACCCAGCGCAGCGCGAUGCUGUGGCAACGGCGUCUGGGGACUACCUGAUUGGAAAGGGCCUCUUUGAUGAGGCAGCCGGUAUCUACGGCAAAAGCAGCAAACCAUUCGAGGAUGUGGCUCUGGCUUUGAUCGACCGCAACCAACCCGAUGCGUUGCGCAAGUAUCUUUUGACCAAACUCAGCACUUACAAGAAGCCGGGUGUCAUGCAACGGGUGAUGAUUGCUAGCUGGCUUGUGGAGAUUUUUAUGGCGAAACUCAACUCGCUGGACGACACUAUUGUCACAAAAGCCGAGCUGUCGGAGACACUGGACCCGGCACAGACGCGGGAGCAGCUCGAGCUGGUUCGGGACGAAUUCAAGGCAUUUGCGCGUAAGCACAAGGCCGACCUGGACCGCAAAACGGUCUACGAUAUCAUUAGCAGCCACGGCCGCGAGGAGGAACUCCUUUUUUUUGCUGAUGCCAUCAACGACUACAACUAUGUCCUGUCGUACUGGGUGCAGCGAGAGAAGUGGUCCGAGGCACUUGCGGUGCUGAAGCGACAGACUGACGCCGAUGCUUUUUACCGCUACAGCAGCGUGCUCAUGACGCAUGUGGCUACAGAGCUGGUCGACGUGCUGAUGCGCCAGGGCAACAGCAUUAAUCCACGCAGUAUGAUACCGGCACUGCUGGACUACGACAGUUCCUUCAAGGGCCCGCUCGCGCAAAACCAAGCGAUCCGCUACCUGCAGUACGUCAUCAACCAGCUGCACUCGACGGACGCGGCCGUGCACAAUACGAUUGUGUCGAUGUACGCGUCUCUUCCGUCGCGCGACGAGGCGGCACUGCUGUCGUACCUGGAGUCACAGGGCGAUGAGCCUCGGUUCGACCCGGACUUUGCGCUGCGGUUGUGCAUCCAGUACAAGCGCGUGCUCUCGUGUGUGCACAUCUACACGAGCAUGGGCCAAUAUGUGCAAGCCGUGGACCUGGCACUGUCGCAUGAUGCCGUCGAGCUGGCGUCCGUCGUUGCAGAUCGGCCGAUGGACAACACGGCACUCCGCAAAAAGCUCUGGUUGGCGGUGGCGCGCAAAGUCAUCUCGCAGCAGUCGAACGGUGGCAUCAAGGCCGCGAUUGACUUUUUGAAGCGUUGUGACCUGCUCAAGAUUGAGGAUCUGAUCCCCUUCUUCCCCGACUUUGUUGUCAUCGACGAUUUCAAAGAGGAGAUUUGUGCCGCGCUUGAGGACUAUAGUCGCGAGAUUGACGGGUUGAAAAAAGAAAUGGACGACAGCAGCCAGACGGCGGCCAACAUCAAGGUAGACAUUGCGGCACUGGACCACCGGUACGCCAUUGUGGAGCCCGGUGAGAAGUGCUACGUCUGCGGGCUGCCGCUGCUAAGCCGCCAGUUCUUUGUGUUCCCCUGCCAGCACGCAUUCCAUUCGGACUGCUUGGGACGCCGGGUGCUGGAACAGUCGAGCCAUGGCGUUGGACGUAAGAUCCGCGAUCUGCAGGUCCAGAUCACGAAAGGCUUGGUGACGGGCCCUAAGAAGGAUGCUAUGGUGGCCGAGCUGGAUGCGCUGGUUGCGUCUGCAUGCGACUUUGCCAUCAAAAAGAUCAGCGAGCCCUUUAUUCGACCCGAUGAGAACAAGAAUGAGUGGGUGUUAUAG
Molecule: messenger RNA, 2967 nt
Organism: Sporothrix schenckii 1099-18
Lineage: Eukaryota; Fungi; Ascomycota; Sordariomycetes; Ophiostomatales; Ophiostomataceae
Product: tethering complex subunit PEP3
Exons: 2
Coding region: 1-2967 (988 amino acids)
Biological process (GO): vesicle-mediated transport; vacuole organization; endosome organization
Cellular component (GO): HOPS complex; endosome
Molecular function (GO): protein-macromolecule adaptor activity
Source: RefSeq, a predicted model, not a curated record